AUGCCAACACAACAAUUCUCAGCGCCAGGACAGGCGGUUGAAGAGGCCAAGGCUGGUGGUCACCAUGCCCACGGCACCCACAACUACCCGGACCCUCUGACACACAUCGAUCGCACCUCGUGGGACGUCACCAUCAUCGGUGCUGGCCCGGCUGGUUUGAUGCUGGCUACCUCUCUCGCUCGCUUUGGCGGCUUUGAUGUGCUUGUUCUCGACGAGCGUUCCGAGCCCACCACUGCGGGUCGUGCUGAUGGCAUUCAGCCACGUACCAUCGAGGUGCUGCGCAACAUGGAGCCCCUUGGAUCCGAGUUCUUUGAGCGCAGCGCUCCGUCGUACGAGCGAACGUUUUGGGAUCCUCGUUCCGAUGGCCAACGCGGCAUCGAGCGUACCCGUCGUGUGCAGUCUUUCCCCACCGACAUGGAGAUCCAGGACAAUUGCACACUUGGUCUGCAGCAGGGUCUCAUCGAAGGCGGCUUUCUCCGAGACAUGGAGCGCCACGGACAGCGUGUCACUCGUCCUUGGGCUUACCAGAACUUUGAAAUGACUGACGACCCAACUUACCCCGUCACAGUCACGUUGGAAAAGAUGAAACCCGUCAUGGAGUCGACCAACGAGGGGGGCGCGCCCAUCAGCAUCAUCAAGCCCACUGGCGAAACCAAGACGAUUCGCACCAAGUACCUGGUCGGGUGCGACGGUGGUAGAUCGCGACUGCGAAAGACGCUCGAGGAACGUCACGAAUUUACUUUCAACGGUGACUGGGUCGACACGCUCUGGGCUGCGCUCGACUGCGUUGUCGAGACCAAUUUCCCCGAUGUGCGCAAGAUUGCCGCUAUUCACUCAAAGAACCACGGCGCGCUCUACAUUUUCCCGCGAGAGAACAACGAAAAGGGACAGCCGAUCAUUCGAUGCUACACUCAGGUCAAUCGCCUUGGCGGCGAAAAGAGCAAGGAGUCGGCACUCGAUGCACGAGACAAGGUGACCGCUGAAAUGGUCAUGACGGCGAUCAAGGAGAUUGCCUACCCGUACAAGUUCGACUUCAAGGUUGUCGAAUGGUUCACAUGCUACCCGAUUGGUCAGCGUUUGAUUUCAAGAUACUCGCUUCCUGCAGGCAAGACUGCCGACGGCGCUUCGUUUCCUGGUCACCGUGUGCUUCUUGCCGGUGAUGCAUGCCACACGCACUCACCCAAGGCCGGUCAGGGUAUGAACACUGCCAUCAUUGACUCGCAGGCGUUAGCUUGGAGGAUCAAUUUGGUGGAGAAGGGACUGGCGGAUCCCGAGAUUCUUUUGGCGACCUACCACGCUGAGCGACAUGCUACGGGCAAGCAGCUGAUCGACUUUGAUUCAGAGUACUCGGCAUUGUUCUCGGGCGAAGUGCCCAAGAGUACGCCUGAGGUAGCAACGAUGACGGAUGCGGAGAAGCGCGAGCACUUUAUCAACAUUCAGCGCCGAAACGCGGCUUUCACGACGGGUGCUGGUGUAUUGUACGCCGAUAAUGUGCUCAACUACCGCGACCCGUCAAAGUUGGGUGUAGCCAAGAUCACGGACAAGCUCGAGCCUGGUCGUAGAUUGCAGCCUGCAUGGGCUACGCGAUGGUCGAAUUCGCAGCCAGUGCGCAUGAUCCACGAGAUCCAGUUUACCGCCCCUGGCGGGUUUCGAUUGUACGUGUGCGGUGGCGACCCGAACAAGAACAUGCGUCACCUGGAGGCGUUUGCCAAUCACCUUGCUUCGCCCCAUUCGUUUGUCAACCGCUUCCGCGCCAACCAGCGUGCGAUGCUGUUGCAGAACAAGGCAUAUCACCAACUCCCCACCUCGCUCAAUACUGGUUUGACCGAAGGGUUCGCCUCAGAGGCCAACCCGUUCUUCCACAUGCUCCUCAUUGUGCGUUCGCAACGUUUCAACGUUGAGCUGGAGCACUUCCAGCACCUGGGUGCGCUCAAGAGCAUGCUCUACUGCGACGACAUCGAAGCCGGACAUGGUGCAUUCAAGGUCACGCUUGACGACCAGUUUGUUGGUGGUCUGCACGAUAAGUGGGGUCUGCCAAAUGGUGGGAUUGUCGUAGUAAGGCCAGACGGCUACGUCGGAAUGGUCGCGCCGAUUGACCAAGGUCAGACGGGCUUUGAAAGCAUCGAAAAAUACUUUGAUGGCUUCUUGAAGAGUUCCGCUGUUUCAGUCCAGAGGACCAGGCUGUAA
Messenger RNA from Mycosarcoma maydis (corn smut), 2187 nucleotides. RefSeq lists its product as uncharacterized. Lineage: Eukaryota; Fungi; Basidiomycota; Ustilaginomycetes; Ustilaginales. Bases 1 to 2187 code for a protein of 728 amino acids. Gene Ontology annotation, molecular function: FAD binding. The transcript has a single exon. The record is from RefSeq and is a predicted model, not a curated record.